This is a messenger RNA of Durotheca rogersii, 1426 nucleotides long. Its product is annotated as NAD(P)-binding protein. Lineage: Eukaryota; Fungi; Ascomycota; Sordariomycetes; Xylariales; Xylariaceae. The transcript is spliced from 4 exons. Bases 350 to 1216 code for a protein of 288 amino acids. The record is from RefSeq and is a predicted model, not a curated record.
CUCGAACCAGUUUUUUAGACACUCCAUCGGAAAGCUUCUAAAGCAUGUAUCUUGUAGAAUAAUAUGGACAACACAAUCAUGUUAUCUCGAUCAACUAAGCUGCCCUGUUUGGCGGCCCUCGGGUCCAUACCUACGUAAUGAGACGAAGUUUCCAGUGCAUCGAUCCCAUCGACUCUCUAAAAAGCGCCGCUAUCAGCCAGUGGGCAACGACAUUGCUCGAGAUUUGGCGACUGUCAGAACUACUGAUGACAUUCGUCCAAAUUGCGGGAUUUAGAAUAAGGGCGCCUCGAAACCUACACCCUCGAAAGGAGCCGAAGGGGAAACGCCUGCCUAUCCCGUAACCGCAGCAAUGGCUACUCCUCAAAGUACAUCAGCCCUCGGCGCAGAUAACUUAUUCAACGUCCAAGGCAUAGUCGCAGUCGUAACUGGUGGGGGAACGGGGAUCGGACUCAUGAUCACGAAGGCGUUGGCUGCCAACGGCGCGUCCAAGGUAUACAUCCUCGGGCGGCGUCUGAAUACCCUAGAGACAGCGGCAGCGCAGGUCGGCUCGAGCACCGUGGUCCCGGUGGUCUGCGACGUGACGUCCAAGGAGUCGCUCGAGGCGGCAGCUGGGCGAAUUCGAGAAGAGACGGGGUUCGUCAACCUGCUCGUGUGCAAUUCGGGGGUCGGCGGGCCGUACGGGAUCCGCCCGAAGCCAGAGACGACUCUCGACGAGUUCGUCAAGGCCAACCUCUCCGUGCCCAUCGAGGACUACACGGCCACAUUUGCCGUCAACGCCAGCGCUGUCUGGUACACGACCAUGUCAUUCCUAACGCUCCUCGGCGCGGGCAACAAGCGCGGCAACGUGGAGCAGUGGAGCCAGGUCGUCGCCGUGAGCAGCAUCGGCGGCUUCAACAAGAUCAACACUGGCGGUUUCGCAUACGGGCAAAGCAAGGCUGCAUGCACGCAUCUUAUCAAGCAGCUGAGCGUCGUGCUGCCGCAGUGGAAUAUUAGAGCGAAUGCCAUCUGUCCUGGUCUCUACCCGAGUGAAAUGUCGGCCCCGAUUAUAGCCAAGGGAGGAAUAGGAAAAGACAUGAUUCCGCUCGAGCGCCCUGGAUACGACCAGGACAUGGGUGGCGUUAUCUUGUACCUAGCUUCCAAAGCGGGUGCUUACUGCAAUGGCACUGUCGUCGUAACAGAUGGCGGAAGGUUGACCACGUUCCCAUCCACAUUUUGACGGAUCACGCACACGCAGCCGUCGACCUGAUAGGAAAGAAGGUCUGCCAGACGCUGCUCAUCAAUUAGAUACCAAGACUAGACCAUACCAUACUAAGUAGAUCCUCAUCCCUGGUCAGGGGCUCAAUCCAGAUCGCGAAGGCACCGGCUAUAGGUGAAGUCCCAGGAAACCGUCGCGCUAAAUCUACCCGGUCAUCCGAACCGACGGCCC